This is a messenger RNA of Cryptomeria japonica (Japanese cedar), 1014 nucleotides long. RefSeq lists its product as uncharacterized. The coding region runs from base 1 to 819 and encodes 272 amino acids. Gene Ontology annotation, cellular component: chloroplast. Lineage: Eukaryota; Viridiplantae; Streptophyta; Pinopsida; Cupressales; Cupressaceae. The record is from RefSeq and is a predicted model, not a curated record. The transcript has 2 exons.
AUGGCACGUCACGAGCAUAUCGAGAACGCCCCAUUUUUCUACCUUGUAGAAAAAGCAGCUCCCCUGCACACCGACAUUCUACGCCAUCCGACAGCUAUUUUCCCUUAUCAAAACCGUGUCCAUCUUCUUCUUCUUCUUCUCGAAGGAAUCCCACUCCGCGUAGAUGUUAAACUCUAUCCAUUCCACCACAUUCUGGGGAACCCACAAAUCUGUGGCUACAAUCAUCUCCGUUUUCUUAUAAGAUCAAAGUUCUUACCUGGUUUUCCUUCAAAAUUCUUUCUUGUAAUCAAUCACAAAGCUUCUCUAGCCGGUCUUCGAUGGAGUGCAGUGCAUCAGUUGGAGGUCUCAGCUGGAAUUUUGAGACUAAGAAGUAGAGUUAGAACAAAGCAGUCUGUACUUAAAACGACUACAACUAUCAGGGCAUUUCAAUCUCAAAAUGCUCCCCACUUUUCUUCUUCUUCUUCAUUGUAUGAUGUUCUCUGUAUCUCUCCCGACGCGAGUGAGCGUGAUAUAAAGAGCGCAUAUCGUCGGAUGGCUCUUAAAUACCAUCCUGACGUCUGCCCUCCUGCAGAGAGGGAAGAAUGUAACAGUUUGUUUCUUCAAGUCCAGGAGGCUUAUGAAACUCUAUCGGAUCCUCAGCUCCGCCAGGAUUACGACUGGAGACUGCAGAACAUGUUCACAGUAGGCGAUUACGAAGGCAGAUUAGCGAGUAGUCAUGUGUGGGAAGCUCAACUGAUGGAGUUGAUAAAGAAGAGAUCUGGUUAUAAUUCAUCAUCUUGGGGCAGCAGAAUGAGAAGACGAAAUCUAUCAUCUUGUUAAUAAUAGAUUUAUUCAUCUCGUCAUUUCUCCUUUAUUGGUUGUAAGUUGGAAUGUAUAAAGAAGUGAAUAUAGUGUCUAAUUCCACCCUAAGCUCCAUUUUCUGGGCAAGCUGUAUAUGCCGUCUGUAAAUUGUCAUCCAUCUUUGGGAAAGGAGAAACAAAUAGGUUAAUUGUCUAAUAAAUAAUAAUAAUACGC